Molecule: messenger RNA, 1506 nt
Organism: Copidosoma floridanum
Lineage: Eukaryota; Metazoa; Arthropoda; Insecta; Hymenoptera; Encyrtidae
Gene: dib
Product: Cytochrome P450 302a1, mitochondrial
Molecular function (GO): heme binding; iron ion binding; oxidoreductase activity, acting on paired donors, with incorporation or reduction of molecular oxygen
Source: RefSeq, a predicted model, not a curated record
AUGAGAUGCCCGAUCGUUUUGCGCAACAGUAAAUUUUCGUCGAAAGCCUUCGGCGCCGAAGCGCGGCCUUUUGACGAGAUACCCGGUCCCAGGGGUUUUCCCUUUUUGGGCACGCUCCUCGACUACCUGCCGAUCAUCGGCAAGUACGACCCGAAAAAACUGCGCGAAAUGGGGGCGGCCAAGUACGCCGAGUACGGGCCGGUGGUGCGCGAGGAGAUCAAGCCCGGAGAGCCGAUCGUCUACGUUUACCGCCCCGAGGACAUCGCCGAGGUGUACAAGGCCGACGGCGGCUGGCACCCCGAGAGACGCAGCCACCUCGCCUUGCUCAAGUACCGCGAGGAUCGCCGCGGCGUCUACAACACCGGUGGACUCCUACCCACAAAUGGCCCCGACUGGUGGAGGCUGCGCAAGGAGUUCCAGAAGGCCCUCAGCAAGCCGCAGCUCGUCAAGUACCUGCCGGACGCCGAUGGCGCGACCGCCAAAUUCGCGCGGCUUUGCGAGCUCAACGAGUUCCAAGACCUCACGCCCCUGCUGUCCCGGUUGUUUUUGCGGAACAUCUGCUCGGUGGCAUUCGACUUGGAGAUCGAUGUUUACUCGGAGGAGGAGAUGCGGCCGGGUUCGUUGAGCUCGAAACUGAUUGACGCAGCUUUCGACUCGAACAACGUGAUAUAUGACCUGGACAACGGCCCGAAAAUUUGGCGGUACUUCGACACGCCGAAGUACAGGCGGUUCUGCGAGGCUCAGUCCUGCAUGGAGAAGGUAGCGGUACAAAUGGUUUCGGAAAAAAUCGGCAAAUUGAGACACACCGGCGGAGACGCGGCGUCGCGGGGAAAGGAGUCCCUGCUGGACACUUACUUGCAGAACCCAGCUCUGGACCACAAGGACGUUAUCGGUAUGGCGUGCGAUAUGCUAUUAGCUGGGAUAGACACAACAACCUACGCUUCGGCUUUCGCGCUCUAUCAUUUGUCGAACAAUCCUCGAGUACAAGAAAAGCUCCACGUAGAGGCGUCAAAGUUAAUUGCGAAUGAGAAUGACGCCAUCACCGAGGAUACUCUGAGGGAGGCUUAUUACACCAAAGCAGUGAUCAAGGAGACAUUCAGGAUCAAUCCGAUUUCCUUAGGAGUAGGACGGAUACUGCACACAGACGUGGUUCUCAAUGGCUAUCAUGUUCCCAAGGGGACAUACGUUGUCACGCACAACGAAAUUUCCUGCAGGUCGUCGGAAUAUUUCGACAAUCCAAACAGUUUCAUUCCCGAACGGUGGCACAGGGACGCAGAUGGGAGCAAAAAACAAGAUUCGAUUCACCCGUAUCUCGUGGUUCCUUUUGGCCACGGGUCUCGCUCUUGCAUUGCUCGACGAUUGGCGGAGCAGAGCAUGCAAACCCUACUGCUCAGAAUGUGUCGUAAUUUGAAAUUCCACUGGGAAGGCGGGGAUCUUGACAUAAUUUCGACACCCAUUAAUAAACCAAAUGUUCCAAUGAAAUUGAAAUUUUGCAGCCGCACGUGA